This is a messenger RNA of Sebastes umbrosus (honeycomb rockfish), 2580 nucleotides long. It is a transcript of the gene rfk, whose product is annotated as riboflavin kinase. Gene Ontology annotation, biological process: FMN biosynthetic process; riboflavin biosynthetic process. Gene Ontology annotation, cellular component: mitochondrion. Gene Ontology annotation, molecular function: riboflavin kinase activity. The transcript has 4 exons. Lineage: Eukaryota; Metazoa; Chordata; Actinopteri; Perciformes; Sebastidae. The record is from RefSeq and is a predicted model, not a curated record. Bases 324 to 833 code for a protein of 169 amino acids.
GUCAAUGACGUAAGCAUACGUCAGCGUUAACAGAGGCAGAUGUGUACAACACAUGUAACAUGUAUCUCUUUGAGCACUAGGACUUCAUUCUCACCGUCAUACUGUGAGUGAGUGGACCUAACCGAAGUGAAACCGAAGCACCGUCUUCUCUCGAGUCCCGUACAACGACAGGCUUUAGGAUUAAACCGUUUUAACAACAAGGUGCCUCUAUUGAAGCUAACAGUAGCUAGCUCAGCCAGUAGUGCUACAGUCUGACUUCCUGGUGUUGUUCGAGGUCAUUCUCUCUAACGUCCAUCUAGCCAGCUGUUGUCAGGAAGCUAGUCAUGAAGAGUCUUCCGUACUUCUGCCGGGGAGAGGUCGUCCGAGGCUUCGGGAGAGGAAGCAAAGAGCUGGGGAUCCCCACAGCCAACUUCCCUGACUCAGUGGUGGAACAUCUUCCAGCAGAUAUCGGCACAGGGAUCUACUAUGGCUGGGCCUGCGUCAGUAAUGGGGAUGUCUACAAGAUGGUGAUGAGCAUUGGCUGGAACCCUUACUACAAAAACACCAAGAAGUCCAUGGAGACCCAUGUGAUUCACACAUUCAAAGAGGACUUUUAUGGGGAGAUUCUCAGUGUUGUCAUGGUGGGCUACAUCCGUCCAGAGAGAAGCUACAGCUCACUUGAAGCGCUCAUUGCAGCCAUAAACAAUGACAUUGAGGAGGCCAAGGCCAAACUGGAGCUCCCAGAGCAUCUCAAACUGAAAGAAGACAACUUCUUCACCAGUGCCCUCAGCUCGUCGCCAGCCCUGCCCCCCACCACCGCAUCCACAUCACAGACUAUUAUGAAUGGUCACUGACAGCUGGCUGUGACUGUAGCACUUUGUGCACACACACACACACACACACACACACACAUAUCAGACAAACAUAGAUGUUUCAAUAUACACACAGGUGUAUGCACUCAUUAAAAUGCACAGCCUCCUUGUGAGAUCUCUUAGGCGUCGCCAUGGCUGCACAUAGACAUAAUCAUAUACAACCAAUCUUCUUUUUAUGGUAUUUUUCUUUUAUUUUCUCAAUGUGUCUCAGCUGUUUAACUUCCUGUAUCGGUUUCUUGAAGACAGCCAAUCACUUAAUAGAUGUUUAUUUGUAUACGGUAUAUCCACUCCAGAUUGACUCAUCUAAGAACAUACCUGUGUAUGAAUUUCUUUGGUUUCACUGUUCCUGCUGUAUAUUUUGAAUCUUUAAUGUGAGAAGGUACCGAAAAUUCAAACUUUAGGAUGAGGAUGACCACAACAUUUUCUAAUACUUUAAUAUGUAUAUAACAAAAGACACAAAUGGACUGUAAACUCAACUCUGUGAACACUAUCUAGCCAAGGUCGAGAAUUGUUUCUGUGUCAGGUGGUUAGAAAGAACGUUUGGGCAUUAUUAUCUGUAAAAAAAAAACACUGGCCGCACCGUUAGAUAACUUUAUGCAACAAUGUGGCUAAAUAUAAGGCAUCUGUGUGAAGACGGGAGAUUUGUUUGUGAAUUAUUUAAAUUUUGUUUUUAAAUUAUUCUCGCUUUCCACUCAUUUUCCUCUUGAGAAAAUAUCUCUCUUCCAGUGCGACACAAACCCUGUACUGUUUUAUUACUGCCCUAAAAAAGGAAUGACCCUAUUAUAUUGGCCUUUGAUUCAGUGUUUAUGACGCAUUUUGCAGAAAAAAACUUAGAGAAUGGUUAUUUGUUAAAUGAAAUGUGUACAAAAACACAUUUUAAGGAUAGGCUUUUGAAAUAAUUUCAACAUAUUCAUCCUCUGGAUUUGAGUGGUACUCUCUUCACACUACAUAUCUUUCCAUUAUCAGCCGAUAGAGAAAUAUAGAUGAUCCGAGGAACACUAAGGCUGAUAAGCACGUUCUUAUGCACGUCGGUUACGUUUUGGCGUUUUUUUCCACUGCAGCUGGCUUAAUGCUUUGACCUACGUUCUGUUUGUCUCUGUGGGUUUGUUACGGAUAGUAAAACAUUGAUAGGUGAUAUGGGGUGAAGUAUAAGGUCCACAGCUCCUGUACCCUGCUCUGAUAUUUACAAAGGGAAACAGUCUGAAGUGUGUGAACUCAAAUCUACACCAUCAAUUUGUGAAAAACCGUACAAUAUGCAUAAUCUUAAUAUCUACAUAUAAUAGUUUUAUUUUUUUGUUUCAUGAGGUCUUUUAAAAUUUUAACAAAAAUAAUAUUCAAAAAAUGUUAGCGCUUUACAGGGUUUUAGGUCUGUGUGUGUGUGCCUUCACCUUUUUAGCUUUUACCAAGAAAAAAUGAUACGAAACCUUCUAAAAUACAACUACAAGUGUGUAAAGUUGUUCUGAACUUCUGUAAAUAAUUGUUUUAAAUGAAUGAAGUAUGAGUCUAGCUAUGUGAUUUGGGAUUUUAAGUCUGUAUUGUAUUUUAGUUUAUUAAAGUGUUAUUUAGGGAGUAAAAGAUAUGACUGCAAUUUAUGAAUGUUGACACUAUUCAUGCAACAGUAGCAAUGUUCAUCUCCGGAGAAGAGCUUAGCAGGUACCUUCCUAUUCUCAGUCUGGUAGUUUUUGUUUGUUUAGUUUCUUUACUGACCGGGAAUGAAAGAAUCAAUACA